ACCAGGACUCAGCCAUGAGACCUCUCUUCCUGGCCCUGCUUGGCAUCUGCGUUCUCGCUGAAUUCAUGGUGGAAGGUGUGGGGAGUGAAGUUCUGGAUAAGAGCAAAUGUCUGAGUCUAAUGACCAAGAAACUGCCAAUUAAAAACAUCAAGACCUACACCAUCAGGGAGGGCUCCAUGAGAGCAGUAAUAUUUAUUACCAGACGUGGCCUUAAAGUCUGUGUGGAUCCCCAAGCCGAGUGGGUGAAAAAAGCGGUAGAAAGCGUGGACAAAUCGACCAGAAAAAACAUGAAACAGACCACGCCAACAGGAGCUCAACAUUUCACCAAUUCAGCUGUGACCCUGACCACAUAGUGGCCUUCUGGCACUUACCUCACUAACCAGCCAGCUCAUGUCUCUUUAUAAACUCAUGGACUAAUUGGAUUAUUUCACUUUUUAUAAAAGUGCCGCA
Molecule: messenger RNA, 450 nt
Organism: Suricata suricatta (meerkat)
Lineage: Eukaryota; Metazoa; Chordata; Mammalia; Carnivora; Herpestidae
Product: lymphotactin-like
Exons: 3
Coding region: 15-353 (112 amino acids)
Biological process (GO): neutrophil chemotaxis; chemokine-mediated signaling pathway; positive regulation of ERK1 and ERK2 cascade
Cellular component (GO): extracellular region
Molecular function (GO): chemokine activity; CCR chemokine receptor binding
Source: RefSeq, a predicted model, not a curated record